CUUUCUCUAAGCUUUCCUCUCCUCUUCUUUUCUCUCUCUAAGCUCUUCCUGUUAUUUUUUUUUAAUUGAUGUACUUCUCCACUUCUUCGUAUAAGCCUUCACCAAAAAGUUCCACAUUUAAACUCUUUAUUUGCUCAAAAACAAAAACAAAACAAAACAAAAACUAAAAGAAGAAGAGAUCAUCAAAGAAGAAAGAUCAAAAAUGGUUUUUUCUUCAUUUCCCACUUAUCCUGAUUCAUCAAAUUGGCAACAACAACAUCAACCAAUGACAACCACCGUUGGAUUCACGGGAAACAACAUCAGCCAGCAAUUUCUCCCUCACCAUCCCCUCCCACCGCAAUCGCAACAAACGCCUCCACCGCUUCACCACAACGGUAGCGGUGAGAGCGGUGGUGGUCCCGACGGAUUAAUCCGGCCAGGUUCGAUGGCCGAAAGAGCAAGGCUAGCCAACAUACAACUACCUGAAACAUCCUUAAAAUGUCCACGGUGUGACUCAACCAACACCAAAUUCUGUUACUUCAACAACUACAGUCUCACUCAACCUCGCCACUUCUGCAAAUCUUGCCGCCGUUACUGGACAUGUGGCGGUGCUCUAAGGAGCGUUCCUGCUGGUGGUGGUUGCCGUAGAAACAAAAGAACCAAAAAUAGCGGCUGUGGUGGUGGCGGCGGUAGCAGCAGUAGCGGUAAUAGUAAGUCACAAGACAGCACCACAAGCAACGACCAAUACCACCACCGUGCCGUUGCUAAUAAUCAGAUGGGACCGACGUCUUCAACAACUUCUUCAACAACUUCUCUGAGCUCGUUGUUAUCUUCUUACAACGCCGGACUAAUCCCCGGACAUGAUCAUAGCAACAACGUACUUGGACUUGGAUCAUCAUAUUUGCCACCUCUCAAGCUCAUGCCUCCCUUAGACUUCACUGACAACUCCAGCUUACAAUACCGUGCGGUCUCGGUUCCUUCUUAUCAUAUAGGCGGAGGAGGAGAGGCGUCGGCUCUUUUGACCGGUUUUGACCAGUGGAGAUUCCCGAUAACAAAUCAGCAACCUCCUUUGCUAGGUGGUUUAGACACUUCUUCCUCGUCCGGGUUUCACCAGUUUGAUCAUCACAGUCAAACGGGUAUGCACCAGCAGAAUUCGGGUCAGUACCGACCUAAAAACAUCUUCCAUAACCUCGUUUCCUCUUCAGCUAUGGUUACAGCUACCCCGUCGCAAUUAGCUUCAGUGAAAAUGGAAGAUAGUAACAUUCAACUCAGCAUGUCUAGACAACUUUUUGGAAACGAACAACAUCUUUGGAAUAUUCACGAGGCUGCAACAUCAACCGCAGCCGCAGCUGCAGCAACUAGUUCUUGGAGUGAUGCCUCUAAUAAUUUCAGUUCCUCUUCUGCUAGCAAUAUAUAAUCAGCCAUCGCUCUGUCAAAUCUAUUACACUUUGUUAAUUUCUUAAUAGGUGUUGUAUGAUCUUAUGUACUUAGAUGGGAGUUACUACAUAGAUCGAUCUUGUAGGUUUUUGUUU
Raphanus sativus (radish) is the source of this 1511-nucleotide messenger RNA. Its product is annotated as dof zinc finger protein DOF5.1-like. The transcript is spliced from 2 exons. Bases 203 to 1396 code for a protein of 397 amino acids. The record is from RefSeq and is a predicted model, not a curated record. Lineage: Eukaryota; Viridiplantae; Streptophyta; Magnoliopsida; Brassicales; Brassicaceae. Gene Ontology annotation, molecular function: DNA binding; DNA-binding transcription factor activity. Gene Ontology annotation, biological process: regulation of DNA-templated transcription.